Molecule: messenger RNA, 1628 nt
Organism: Colossoma macropomum (tambaqui)
Lineage: Eukaryota; Metazoa; Chordata; Actinopteri; Characiformes; Serrasalmidae
Gene: aagab
Product: alpha and gamma adaptin binding protein
Exons: 10
Coding region: 96-1061 (321 amino acids)
Source: RefSeq, a predicted model, not a curated record
GAGGUCAGAGUUGAAAGGCUCCACCAGCAGGUUCGGAGAAGCAGCGAGAUUAGCCGGUUAACUGUGGGGAAUAUUUUGUUGUUUAAGCUUCAGACAUGUCGGCUGACAGAGAGGAUGAGAAGACUACCUUACCUUGCGUUGUAAUAACAAGCUCUGACUCGGGGUUCAGAGAAGAUGAGCUGGUCAGACAGAUACUGGGCACAUUGUCAUUACCAGAACCCACAAAAAGGGAGGAUGUGGUGGUUUGGUAUCCAUGGACAAUCAACAACAAAUACUAUACUGCCAAUAUCAGCCUUUGUGUUGUGCCAAGUACAUUUAAUAUGAACUCAGAGGUUGCCCAGUCUAUGCAGGCUUUCAUUGUCUACUUUGAUAGUAAAACUAAAGAUGGCCUUAGUGGUGUCACUCCAUGGUUGUCAGUGGUAGAUGAUCUAGCUCCAGAGGUGCUUAUUCUAGUGUGUGACCGCGUGUGUGAAAAUGGUGUGAGCAGACAUGAAGCUCAGCAGUGGUGCCUGGCUCAUGCAUUUGAACUGGUGGAGCUCAACCCUCAGGAACUGCCUGAUGAGGAUGAUGACUUUCCAGAGUCUACAGGAGUGAAGAGGAUUGUUCAGGCUCUCAAUGCCAAUGUGUGGUCUAGUGUGGAGAUGAAGGAUGAACACAAUCAGGGAUUCGGUCUGAUGAGCAGUUUGGUGGCAUCUCGCCACAACAAUCCACGGCCUAUGCCAGAGUCACAGCCUUUCCAGUCCCAGUCUAUCAAUGUAGAUGAGAACACAGAAGGGCAGAAGACUGAAAGCUGUCACCAAAGUACAGAAGUGGUGGACUCAUUAGUAGACCCCAUGACUGACAUGGACAUUCAGGAGUUGGCAAACCUCACCGCUGGAGAUGCAGAUGUGGAGAAUUUUGAGAGGCUCUUUACCAAACUGAAAGAGAUGAAAGAUAAAGCUUCCUCACUACCACAUGAGCAAAGGAAGGUGCAUGCAGAGAAGGUGGCCAAAGCAUUUUGGAUGGCAAUUGGUGGGGACCAGGAUGAGAUUGAUGGUUUAUCUUCUGGGGAGGAGAGCUAAAGCUAGAUUGCUUCCUUCCCAGGCUCUGUUCCCCAGCACCCAGUCUUUUCCCUCUACACCCCGAGACAGCGUUGAGGUCAGGCGGACCUACCAAGCAUCGCGCCCCACUCUGUGGUAUCAAAAAUGUGAGGACAAGGGGUGGGGGAGACAGAGACGGAGAGGUUUAUCACGAUACUCCUGUUAUUAUCCUCUCAAACCCCAACACCUCAGUAACCUACUGAAGAGCCAUUAUGGGUUGCUGGCUUUUAAACACUAUAAUCUAAGAUGGAUAGGAGAGGGUGUGGUGGGCAAGAGAUCAUGCACAACCUCCUCACUACAUUUGCAGAUUCAAGCAUGGGACAUUCAUGAUUAGUCUAGUGUGAGUAUACUGUUAUGAAGACUGAUGGUGUUCCAUGGUUUGUUUUUGAACUUUUUCUUUUUUUGGGCUGUCAGUAAUUUUGUCCAGAAUGAAUAAGGUUGUAGUUAUGGAUAAGUGUGGUUAUAUCCCUGAUCAUUUAAGUAAAUUGUCAAAGUAAGCUUUUAUUUUAUUAAUCGUCACAUUAAAUCAUGAACAUUCUUCAAGUAAAA